AUGAUCAAUAGUGAAAAGCCAGACCACGAAAAGGAACUAUUUGUACCUGUGGAAAAUCCAGGAAAGAAACGCAGAUUACAAGGCCCUAACGAGGGUAAUAUUGAUUCUCAACUAUUAAAUGAAAACAAUAACCAACAUCUCGACGCCAAGGAAAAUGGUGCUGAUGAUUACGAACAUAACCACAAUACAACAAACACCGCAUUAGCAAAUGCAGCUUACAAUGAAUUAUUAAAUCAUCACGAUGAUCACAACACCAUAAUGAAUUCCAAGAGAACAAACUCUGGGGAGCAUGAGGAAGAUUCAACUAACAUGAACAAUUUACUGGAGGUAAACCAGCAAAUAAUGGAGCAUGCUGAAGCAAUCAGAACUAUGCAGGAGGACAUUCAAAGACAUCAAUCGAUUGUCGACCAUGACUCUGAGUCAAAAAAGGAAAAAUCCGUACACAGCCCUACUGGCAGACAACAAAGAUUUGAGUCCUCUGCAAUGGUUGAAAAGGAAGUUGACGGCUCAGACGUUUAUUUGGAGUCAGACAAGGGAUUAGGUUGUAAGGGUCGUAAACCGAAUUCAGAUAUCUCUACAGAACAACGCAAGGAGUCGCACAAAGAAGUGGAAAGACGUCGUCGUCAGAACAUCAAUACUGCAAUUGAUACACUGGCUGCACUCUUACCAAUGAGAGAAUCAAGCAAGGCGGCCAUUUUGAUGCGAUCCGCUGAAUACAUUGAGAAUCUGAAGGAAACUGAAAAGACGAAUAUUGAAAAAUUUACUCUACAAAAACUUUUAGGAGAGCAAACGGCUGCUCGACUAACUAGUGAAAACGAAAAAUUGCAAGAAGAAUUGGGAAAUGCCUAUAAGGAAAUAGAAUCUUUAAAACGUAAACUGAAAGAGUACGAGUGA
Messenger RNA from Naumovozyma castellii, 894 nucleotides. RefSeq names its product Cbf1p (gene CBF1). The record is from RefSeq and is a predicted model, not a curated record. The transcript has a single exon. Lineage: Eukaryota; Fungi; Ascomycota; Saccharomycetes; Saccharomycetales; Saccharomycetaceae. Bases 1 to 894 code for a protein of 297 amino acids.